Messenger RNA from Oncorhynchus masou masou (cherry salmon), 6013 nucleotides. RefSeq names its product ubiquitin carboxyl-terminal hydrolase 7. Lineage: Eukaryota; Metazoa; Chordata; Actinopteri; Salmoniformes; Salmonidae. Gene Ontology annotation, cellular component: nucleus; cytosol. The coding region runs from base 304 to 3636 and encodes 1110 amino acids. Gene Ontology annotation, molecular function: cysteine-type deubiquitinase activity; protein binding. The transcript has 31 exons. The record is from RefSeq and is a predicted model, not a curated record. Gene Ontology annotation, biological process: protein deubiquitination; regulation of protein stability.
ACCACCGUCAGCGACUUGCACCCAUCAAGGCGCCGAGAUUGGGCGAAUAGCAAGCAAAUACGUCCGCGUUUCUCUGCCUGCUCCCCCACCGACCUCCUCCCCUCAAUCCCCGGCGCUGACGGGAGAAAAGGCCGAGGUUGUUUUAGAACAGGCCCAGCCGACCAGGUUUGACCUGUCUAUUCCACCUCCGCACCCUCAAACACCUCACCAACAACCCAGUAACCGGCUCCCGCGGAACCAGCAACAGACAAGUUCGAGGGGAACAAAGACAACAGGCAUCAUCUCUUCACAACAGUUGCCAACAUGAACCACCACCACACUCAACAACAGCAGCAGCAGAAAGCCGGCGAGCAACAACUUAGCGAGCCCGAGGAUAUGGAGAUGGAAGCUGGGGACACAGACGAUCCCCCGAGAAUCCCAGCCAACCCGGUGAUUAACGGGAACGUUGCCAUGGCAGACGGACACAACACAGAGGAGGACAUGGAGGAUGAUACCAGCUGGCGUUCGGAGGCGACGUGUCGUUUUGUGGUGGAGAGGUUCAGCCGGCUGAGUGAGUCUGUUCUCAGCCCGUCCUGCUUCGUCAGGAACCUGCCCUGGAAGAUCAUGGUGAUGCCUCGCUUCUACCCAGACCGGCCGCACCAGAAGAGUGUUGGCUUCUUCCUGCAGUGCAACGCAGACUCCGACUCCACGUCCUGGUCGUGCCAUGCUCAGGCCAUGCUGAAGAUCAUCAACUAUAAGGACGACGAGAAGUCGUUCAGCCGCAGAAUCAGCCACCUCUUCUUCCACAAGGAGAACGACUGGGGCUUCUCUAACUUCAUGUCCUGGAGCGAUGUGACUGAUCCAGAGAGAGGCUUUGUGGAGGAUGAUCAAGUCUCCUUUGAAGUCUACGUGCAGGCAGACGCUCCUCACGGAGUGGCGUGGGACUCCAAGAAACACACCGGCUACGUGGGUCUGAAGAACCAGGGAGCGACAUGUUAUAUGAACAGCCUCCUACAGACCCUGUUCUUCACCAACCAGCUGCGGAGGGCGGUGUACAUGAUGCCUACAGAGGGAGACGACUCGUCUAAGAGCGUUCCGCUGGCUCUACAGAGGGUUUUCUAUGAGCUGCAACACAGCGACAAGCCCGUCGGCACCAAGAAACUCACCAAGUCCUUUGGGUGGGAGACAUUAGACAGCUUCAUGCAACACGACGUUCAGGAGCUCUGCAGAGUGCUCCUGGACAACGUUGAGAACAAAAUGAAAGGCACAUGCGUGGAGGGAACCAUCCCCAAACUGUUCAGAGGAAAGAUGGUGUCCUAUAUCCAGUGUAAGCACGUUGACUACCGGUCAGAGCGGAUAGAGGAUUACUACGACAUCCAGCUCAGUAUCAAAGGAAAGAAAAACAUCUUUGAGUCCUUUAAGGACUAUGUCGCCGUGGAGCAGCUUGACGGAGACAACAAAUACGACGCAGGAGAACACGGCCUACAGGAAGCGGAGAAGGGUGUGAAGUUCCUGACUUUCCCUCCCAUACUGCACCUGCAGCUGAUGAGGUUCAUGUACGACCCUCAGACCGACCAAAACAUCAAGAUCAACGACAGGUUUGAGUUUCCAGAGCAGCUUCCCCUGGAUGAGUUUCUCCAGAAGACUGACUCUAAAGACCCGGCCAACUACAUCCUGCAUGCCGUGCUGGUCCACAGUGGAGACAACCACGGAGGACACUAUGUCGUCUACCUCAACCCCAAAGGAGACGGAAAAGUCAGCGUCAAGGAGCCCAUCUGGUGUAAGUUUGAUGAUGACGUGGUGUCACGGUGCACCAAGGAGGAAGCCAUUGAACACAACUACGGUGGCCAUGACGACGACCUGUCAGUACGUCACUGCACCAACGCUUACAUGCUGGUGUACAUCCGCGAGUCCAAACUCAGUGAGGUGCUGCUGGCUGUAAACGAUGUGGACAUCCCCCAGCAGCUGGUGGAGAGGCUUCAGGAGGAGAAGAGGGUUGAGGCUCAGAAGAGGAAGGAGCGGCAGGAGGCCCAUCUCUACAUGCAGGUCCAGAUUGUGACAGAGGACCAGUUCUGUGGUCACCAGGGUAAUGACAUGUAUGAUGAGGAGAAGGUGAAGUACACUGUGUUCAAGGUCCUGAAGAGCUCCACGCUGCAGGAGUUUGUCCAGAAUCUCUCCCAGACCAUGGGAUUCCCACAGGACCAGAUGAGGCUGUGGCCCAUGCAGGCCCGGAGCAACGGCACCAAGAGACCUGCCAUGCUGGACUACGAGGCAGACUGCAGCAAGUCUAUGAUAGACUUGAGCGACAACGAGAAUCCCUGGACUAUAUUUUUGGAGACGGUGGAUCCUGAGAUGGCUGCCAGCGGAGCGACGUUACCCAAGUUCGACAAAGACCACGACGUCAUGCUGUUCUUGAAGAUGUACGAUCCAAAAAGCAGAAGCUUAAAUUAUUGCGGACAUAUCUACACCGCUAUAUCCUGUAAAAUACGAGACCUGCUGCCCGUCAUGUGUGAGAGAGCAGGCUUUCAACAGGAGACCAGCCUUAUCCUCUAUGAGGAAGUGAAGCCUAAUUUAACAGAGCGGAUACAGGACUACGACGUGUCAUUGGACAAGGCCCUGGAUGAGCUCAUGGACGGAGACAUCAUCGUCUUCCAGAAAGACGACCCAGAGAACGACAGCAGUGAGCUGCCCACAGCCAAGGACUACUUCCGGGACCUCUACCACCGAGUGGACGUUAUCUUCUGUGACAAGACCAUCCACAACGACCCCGGCUUUGUCGUCACACUCUCCAACAGGAUGAACUACUUCCAGGUGGCGAAGACGGUGGCUCAGAGGUUGAACACAGAUCCCAUGCUGCUCCAGUUCUUCAAGUCCCAGGGGUACAGAGACGGACCUGGGAAUCCUCUCAGACACAACUAUGAAGGAACCCUCCGAGAUUUGCUGCAGUUCUUCAAACCACGUCAACCCAAGAAACUCUACUACCAACAGUUGAAGAUGAAGAUCACAGACUUUGAGAACAGGAGGAGCUUUAAGUCCAUAUGGCUCAACAGCCAGUACAGAGAAGAGGAGAUCACUCUCUACCCAGAUAAACACGGCUGUGUCAGGGACCUGCUGGAGGAAUGUAAAAAAGCUGUGGAGCUCUCAGACAAAGGCUCAGAGAAGCUCCGACUGUUGGAGAUAGUAAGCUAUAAGAUCAUCGGGGUUCACCAGGAGGACGAGCUGUUAGAAUGUUUAUCUCCCGCCGCCAGCCGUACCUUCAGAAUAGAGGAACUUCCUCUGGACCAGGUAGACCUGGAUAAGGACACUGAGAUGUUGAUUCCCGUCGCACAUUUCCACAAGGAGGUCUUUGGAACGUUUGGAAUCCCUUUCCUGUUGAAGAUCAGACAGGGUGAGCCGUUCAGAGAUGUGAUGAGGAGGAUUCAGAGCAUGCUGGAAAUCCAGGAGAAAGAGUUUGAGAAGUUCAAGUUUGCGAUCGUGAUGAUGGGCCGGCAUCAGCACAUCACUGAGGAUGAGUACGAGGUCAACCUGAAAGACUUCCAGCCACAGCCAGGUAACAUGUCCCACCCUCGACCCUGGUUAGGCCUGGACCACUUCAACAAAGCCCCGAAGAGAGGUCGCUAUACCUACCUGGAGAAAGCUAUCAAGAUCCACAACUGAGCAACCCUCCUCUCCCCUCUUCCUCCUCCCUCUUCCUCCUCCCUCUUCCUCCUCCCUCUUCCUCAACCCUCUUCCUCUUUUCUACCUCCUCUCUCUCUUCCUCCUCUCUCCUCUUCCUCAUCCCUCUUCCUCCUCUCUUCUUUCUCCUCUUCCUCCUCUCUUCUCUCUCCUCUCCCUCCUCUCUCCUCUCCCUCCUCUCUCCUCUCCCUCCUCUCUCCUCUUCCUCCUCUCUCCUCUUCCUCCUCUCUCCUCUUCCUCCUCUCUCCUCUUCCUCCUCUCUCCUCUUCCUCCUCUCUCCUCUUCCUCCUCUCUCUCUCCUUUCUCCUUAACCCACCAUAACCACAGCCUGUAACCAACCAAGUGUCUGUGCCCCACCUCUAACACCUUCCACAGACAGACACCGUGAUGUCUCCUGUCACACGGAUCCAUCCAUCCAUUAGCAGGCUGCUGAUGAUGAUGAUGAAUACUAUACCACCCCUUCCACCCAAACCCCCUCUCCCCCUUCCUCCCCCCACCACCGCCCUUCUACUGUUUUUGAGGCUGUUAGGUUUUUGGCUUCUCUAAACUCCGACUGCCUAUUUUUGUCUGGAUGAAAGAAAUUAAAUUGGAGAAAGGACAGGAAGAUGAACUUGACUUUUUCCUGGUUUAUUUUGUUUUUAAUAAUAAGAGUUGUUUGAAAACGUCAAGAGCGCUGCUGCGUAUAGUGGUGGUGGUGGGGGGGGGGGCAGAGAAAAGAGAUAGGCGACAUCAUUAGCAGAAACCAAGAAGGAUGAUCUGGUCUUUUAAAGAAGAGAACCAGUUGCAGAAGGGUUGAAGCUUGAGACUAGUAUUUCUGAUGUGAUCCUCUUCAUAUCCCCCCCCUUCUCCUUUAGUCAACUAGUCAGUGUUUCCAUCUUUAAAAAAAAAAAAAAAAAUCAGUUUUUGUCUUUUUUUCUGCAAUAUCUUCUUGUAUAAUAAAUUUAAAACCCACAGCAUCUGUUUAAAAUAAAUGUAAAAAGAGAAGAAGUGGUCUGUACUUUCAUCGUGCACGUUGACGCUCCAUAUCAAAGCCGUUUCUCACGACUGGUAAACGGCAACUUUGGUCCUACUUAUGAUUUUAAUGUUGCCCUUCCUCUCCUCUUUUCCUGCCCUGUUAUGUUCCCUCCAUCCCUGAGGGUUUGUGAUGGGCUGUACCUCUAGUGUUGGGGGUGUUUGACUGAGGGUUUGUGUUGGGGGAGUUUGACUGAGGGUUUGUGUUGGGGGAGUUUGACUGAGGGUUUGUGAUGGGCUGUACCUCCUCUAGUGUUUGGGGAGUUUGACUGAGGGUUUGUGUUGGGGGAGUUUAACUGAGGGUUUGAGAUGGGCUGUACCACCUCUGGUGUUGGGGGUGUUUGACUGAGUAGCGCUGCUUUAGUAGGAAGCUUCGGCCGUUAGUGAGCCCUCUGGUUUCACCAUAUAUACACAGAACCAGUGUUACUAUAAUUAUUAUUAGAACAACAAACACACUGACCUUUUUUCUUAAGCACAGAUGGAAUGCCCUCCCUCCUCCCUAAAAGCCCAUCAUAGUUGGCUUUGUGAAGAGAUUUGAAAUUGUGUGUAUAUAUUUAAAAAAAAUAAAAACACAAAAAAAAACAUGUGAAAUGAGAAACACAGAACGAUGUUAUUGGUUGGCUACAAACUGAGAAGAUUCAGGUGUUCAUAUUUCUUGUGUAUUUUUUUUUUUUUUUAGGGGUUCCUUGAUUCUUUAGAUUCUUGUUUUGGUUCUGUUUUAGGGGGUUCCUUGAUUCUUUAGAUUCUUGUUUUGGUUCUGUUUUCUCCUGUUUUGUUUUAACUAACGGCACCCGUUGGUUCUGAUAGUGAUGUUAAGGGUUAAGAUAACGAGCUGCGCUACUGACCGGUGGGAUUAGGGUUCAGAAAUUAUAACUUUUCCCCCCCAAAAAACUCAGGUUUUCCACACAUCCCAGUUGGAGGAUUCCAGACUACCUGCGUAUACUCCUCUGAUUCAGAGGAAUCAUCCAACAGGGAUUUCUGGAAAACCCAGGGAAUUCUGGGAAAAAAAGUUACUGGAGUUUUGUCACCCUAGAUGAUGAGAUCAGGGCCCGUUAUCCACAAAGAGUCUUUGAUUUAGGAGUGCUGAUCUAGGAUCUGUCCGUACAAGCUUAUUCCUUUACGAUCUAAAAAGGCCAAACUGCUGCUAGACCAGCUCUACUAUCCCGAGACUCUUGGCGGAUACGGGCCCAGAUCAACGCCCUUGUUCCUCCUUGAUUGGGUGUGUUUCCAGUUGAAGCUCGUCCCUGUAGCAGCAGUGUACCACAACUACUCCUGUAUAUUGCCUUUUUUUUUUUGUUUUUUUUUUGCUGGAAAAUGUAUGUUGAAUAAAAUUUUCUAUAAAAACAUG